This is a messenger RNA of Drosophila willistoni, 1696 nucleotides long. RefSeq names its product probable glutamate--tRNA ligase, mitochondrial (gene GluRS-m). The record is from RefSeq and is a predicted model, not a curated record. The transcript has 4 exons. Gene Ontology annotation, molecular function: glutamate-tRNA ligase activity; ATP binding; zinc ion binding. Lineage: Eukaryota; Metazoa; Arthropoda; Insecta; Diptera; Drosophilidae. Gene Ontology annotation, biological process: glutamyl-tRNA aminoacylation. Bases 19 to 1602 code for a protein of 527 amino acids.
UCAGCUGUUUCAUUCAAAAUGUGGGAAAGUUUGCUUAAGAGGAGGCACUGCCUCAACAUUCUGCGGCAUCUUCAAUGGAAACGCUUUUGCCACAGCUCCUCUUCUCCCUCUGCAGAGGUACGAGUCCGAUUUGCACCUAGUCCCACAGGAUUCCUUCAUUUGGGUGGACUACGUACGGCUUUGUACAAUUUUCUCUAUGCCCGGCAUUUGGGUGGAAAAUUUUUACUAAGAAUUGAGGAUACAGACCAGACAAGAAUAAUACCUGGAGCCAGUGAGCAAUUGGUAGAAGAUUUGCUAUGGGCUGGAAUUGAAAUCGAUGAGGGUCCUGGCAUAUAUCAAGGAAAACAUGGACCCUAUGUCCAAAGUGAACGCCGUGAGAUCUACAGUAAUGCCGUUGAGAAGCUGCUGGAAAAUGGAACCGCUUAUCGCUGCUUUUGCACGGAGCGGCGUCUGGAACUAUUGCGUAAGGAGGCGCUUCGCACGCGCCAGAUACCACGAUAUGACAAUAAAUGUCGCCAUCUUAAACCAGAUGAAGUGCAACAGCUUUUGGACAAGGGACAAGAUCACUGCAUACGCUUUAAACUGGAGGAGCACGAGGAUCCUUUGGAUGAUCUUAUCUAUGGCCAAGUGCAGCAUAAUGUUAGUGAAAAUGAAGGCGAUCCGGUUAUAAUGAAAUCCGAUCAGUAUCCCACUUACCACUUUGCCAAUGUAGUCGACGAUCACAUGAUGGGCAUAACCCAUGUCCUGCGAGGUGUGGAAUGGCAAAUCUCAACCACAAAGCAUUUGCUGCUCUACAAAGCAUUUGGCUGGCAACCACCACGCUUCGGUCAUCUUCCGCUUCUGGUCAAUGCCGAUGGCACAAAGCUAAGCAAACGUCAGGGUGAUAUAGGAAUCCAGAAUUUUCGCCAACGUGGCUACUUUCCUCUUAGCUUGGUCAACUAUGUGGUUUCUGCCGGUGGAGGCUUCGAUACCAAGGCAAAUGCAAAGCCAGAACUACAAUCGAUGAAACAACUAAUUGACACGUUUCGUUUGGAAAGGGUUAAUUCGCAUCCCAGUCGUCUUAAUCCUGAAUUGUUAAACGAUUUCAAUCGCAUGGAGAUUCAGAAGAACCUUCAAGAAAAAGAUAAACAAAAGGAAUUGGUCAAUCAAGUCCAUUAUCUGGUCAAACAGGCAUAUCCAGAUCAUUCCAAUCUGGAUCUGGCAGAGCCUCACAUACUGGCCAUACUAAAGUGGUCGUCGCAACGAUUAUCUGUUCUCCAGGAUUUAACGUCUAGUAAAUUAAGUUUCCUUUGGGUAAAGCCCAAUUCCAAUUCACAAACCAAAAACUUAACUAGCCAACAAACUGAGCAUCUCCUCGAGCUUUUAAACUCUGUUGAGGAUUACCAGAAAGAUCAUUUAAAUGAGCAAUUGAAAAUGUUUGCCAAAUCGCAAAAUAUGAAAUUUCCACUUCUUAUGCGCACCCUGAGAGGAGCUCUAAGUGGUCUCAACGAGGGUCCUGGCGUGGCUGAGAUGAUGGAAAUUCUGGGAAAAACUGUUGUUAUUGAUCGUCUUCAGAAGAGUUUUCUCCCAGAGGCAACAGGAAAACAGCAAACACAUUUGUGAUUAAAGUAAAGUUUACUAAGUGUACAUAUAUAUAUGUAAUAAGUAUAUAUUAACAAGCAUUCAGUUUAUAUAUGAAAAGAAGCCUUCAAUCCGA